AUGGGGUACUCCGUAUGCACUUCGGAAAAGCAUGAACUUGGCCAAUUCUCGGCAUGCCGCAACUUGUCACUUGAACUCCUUGUCCGAUUUGUACUAUAUGACCCGGCCCGCUUUUAUCCAGCCGACAUCGGCUGCGUUCUCAACAGUAGGUACCAAAUAGUGACAAAAGUCGGCUACGGCACUAGUUCAACUAUCUGGCUUGCUCAGGAUAUGAAUCAGACACAUCUUGCGCUUAUAGUUGAGCCAUUGCGGGAGCCCCUUUGGAUUCACAGGUAUAGAUAUAUUGGGGAUGUGAUACCCUCUAGUAUACUGAAAGUUAUUGUUCAGAUGAUUCUGCAAGCGCUGGAUUAUCUUCGCUCCGAGUGCCAUAUUAUCGAUACAGAUCUAAAGCCCGACAAUAUAACGGUCAAGAUAGAAGACCUACCUAUUCUAGAUGAAUCUGCCAAAGAUGAACACCAAAAUCCCCUACCACAGAAAGUUUGCUCCGAUGGUCGCACCAUAUACCGGACUACUGGUAUAAUUACAAUCACUAACGUUGAUCUUUCCGUUUACGGUGAUAGACCAAACAGUGGGCGCAUCCAAGCAGAGAUCUAUCGUGCUCCAGAGUUGUGGGAUCUGCUUCAAGGAAAGAAGCUAUUUAAGGAUGUUGAUCCUGUCCACGCCCAAGAAUAUAAUGAGCCAGGCCAUCUCUCGCAUAUCACUGCGCUUCUAGGUCCUCCCCCAAAAGACUUUUGGGCGAUGGAAAAAGAACUGAACUUUUCUAUACGAAGUCUCAAAGACCCAAUCCUCUUUCCGACAAACUUUAACUUCCAGAGCUUGCUCAAACACAUAUAUGGCGACGACAAGACGAUGUUUAUCGAAUUUGUCAAAAGAAUGAUCAAACGGCGGCCAGAAGAACGGAGUUCAGCAAAAGAACUGCUUCAGGGCCCUUGGCUUGCGGCGGAAUAUGACGAGAGCUGA
Aspergillus pseudonomiae is the source of this 960-nucleotide messenger RNA. RefSeq names its product kinase-like domain-containing protein. The transcript has 7 exons. Gene Ontology annotation, biological process: spliceosomal complex assembly; regulation of mRNA processing; protein phosphorylation. Lineage: Eukaryota; Fungi; Ascomycota; Eurotiomycetes; Eurotiales; Aspergillaceae. Bases 1 to 960 code for a protein of 319 amino acids. Gene Ontology annotation, molecular function: ATP binding; protein kinase activity. The record is from RefSeq and is a predicted model, not a curated record.